Molecule: messenger RNA, 900 nt
Organism: Drosophila bipectinata
Lineage: Eukaryota; Metazoa; Arthropoda; Insecta; Diptera; Drosophilidae
Gene: tbrd-3
Product: testis-specifically expressed bromodomain containing protein-3
Biological process (GO): regulation of DNA-templated transcription; chromatin remodeling
Cellular component (GO): nucleus; chromatin
Source: RefSeq, a predicted model, not a curated record
GGGCACCCUGUGACAUCUGUCAAAAAGGAAUUUAUUUUCGAGAAUUUUCAUUCCCUAAGGAUGUCGGUGAAACAAAGCUCCCCGGAAAUAAACGCCUGCAAGGCCAUCAUAAAGAGUUUGUUCGGUACCUCGUACAAGCACCUGGCUUGGGUCUUCUACGAGCCGCUGGACGCCCAAAUGCUGGCCCUCUACGACUACCACGAGAUCGUGAAGGAGCCCAUGGACCUGUCCACCGUGCGCCACCGGAUUAGCUCCGGCUGCUACCAGAACGCCGCGGAUUUUGCCAAGGAUGUGCGCCUGAUAUUCUACAACACGUACCUGUACACCAAACCGGGACACCUGUGCUACGAAAUGGCCAAGAAGUUGCAAGUAGUCUUUGAGGAGAUGUUUGCCCAGGUGGCGGCCAACCCGGGAGCACCAGGGACAAGCUGCUAUAGCGACACGGAGGAAAGCAGCUCCUCCAGUUCUUCUUCAUCUUCUUCGGAAGAUGACUCUGAUUCGGAGGAGAGUGGGACGAGCAGCAGCUCCGAGGCCUCCCAAGCCACCUCAUCCUCCACCGCGCCACCUCCUGCCCCUGUCCCAGAGUGGGCGAAGACCGGGAUGAGUUCCUUUACUACCGAAGAGGAUCUUGACCUGCACGCCAAGAUCCAGCAGCUGGACGGCGAGGUACUGCUCCACGUGAUUCAUUUGAUCCAGCGCGGUGAGGGCGGCGGGUACGGCAACAAGGAGCUGGAGUUUGACGUCUGCCAACUGAAGGUCCACACCAAGCGAUCCAUCCUAGAGUAUCUGGAGAGCAGGGGCAUCAACGGCAAGAGACAGGCCCGCAGUCGCCCCAAAUAUAAUUGAUUAAUUGUAUUAUUCAAUAUUAUUCAUUUAAUUAUUUAAUAUAAUUUAUUUAAU